CCUUUGGCGACGGAAGUCUUCGCUGUGCAUUGUGGAAGUAAAAUGGCGCUGCCCAUUGGAAGUUCUCUGUAAAGUGUCAGACCUUGGCACUCUAUGAAGUAAAAUAGCAGCCAUGCCUAAGUAUUACGAAGAUAAAGAAGAGGAUAAGCAUCCAUGCGCAGGGGUGAAGGAAGAUUUGAAGAGCUGCCUGCUGCAGACUCACUGUGUACUGCAGGAAGGAAAGAGCCCAAAGACGUGUUUACAAGAAGGACAUUGCAGAGCUUUACAAAUCACAUUUUUUGAGUGCAAAAGAUCAAUUCUUGAUAACAGAGCAAGAUUCAGAGGGAGAAAGGGUUACUGAGUAGCGGAUGACAUAGCUGAAAGCUGGUUAGCUGGAAACGUAUAUACAAACUUCAUAGAUUACCAGUAAAACUCCAACACCAUGUGUGCUUCCACAUGCCUAUGCGUUAAAGGACUUAUGAAAGAUUGUUAGUUGUGGUUUCACUGCCUGAGGAUAUUCAGCAUCAUUAAAGAAGUGAAAUAUCCCCUUUUUUUUUUUUUUUUUUUUUUUUUUUUUUUUUGAAAGAUACUUUUUUUAGAAAUAGAACUUGGCUCUAAAAUGAAGUUUGUAUAAUUACAAAAUGAUUUUUGCGGUGUCAUUCCGCUUCAAGGAAAGUCCGGAGUGCUUAAUCUUAGAAAAAUGUAGAUGUAUCAAAUUCUUUUGCAUUAAAUGUUUAUUUUCCUGAUUUGAUAAUCACAACUUGGCGUGUUCUUUGUGUAAGAAAAACAAAUGUGUAUAUAAAAAUGAUUCAUGCACAAUGGAAAGAUGUAUGAAUGUCCACGUUCACGUGCCAUGUAGUUUGUGAUAUAAUAUAACCACUGUUGGGCAUCUUAUACCAUGGUUAACAUGUAAUAUGAUUUGUGUGUAUUGAAAUAUGGAUGUAAAAUGUAUCAAUAUGCAAAAUGUUUGUUAUACCUUUUAUUCCUAUGAAGACAUAAUUUUUAGAAUUUUAUCUUUCUUGGAUUUUAAAUUGCCAAUCAGUUUGAUGUAACUUGUUACUUAAAAGGGAUAGAGACAAAAUAUAAUAUGUGCUUUAAUUACUUUACCUGAAAAUUUAUACUGCAGUGCCUCGCCAUUAAGUUUCUGAAUUGUACAGCUCUAACUCCCCCCACACAAUUCCUUAUAUGGCUGUAUCUAUAUCUCCGUUUGAUUUGGUAGAAUACAAGACGGUAACCCUCAUUAUCUGCUGGAGCAUGCCUAGGAGCAAAUAAGCUGCUGUGAACUCAGUUGAAAUACAAUGCAUGUGUUUCUGAUGCUAAACACUGAUAAGGGGAGGUGGAUCAAACUUCUCCAGACAGCAUUGCUAUUGUAGCUAAUUUUGCUUAUUUUUGAAAAUUUAUUUUAAAAUACUUGCCAGCAAUUUUUUUUAUUUUUUUAAUGCAAACUAUUUUUAUUUAAUUAGCCCUUUUAGGAUAUGCACAGAUCUCAACAUGUUUUAUGGCAACUUUAAAACACAGUAAGUGGCUAAAAAUAGAUGCAUGUAUAAAGCUAUUUGGGAGUGAAAAAUGUAGAUAUGUUAAUAAAUACUUAAUUGGUGAAUUGAUGUAACAUGGUAAGGAAGGUGUAACUAGUAAAAAAGAAAAUGUUCACAAAUAAUAAAAAUAAGUUACACAGAAA
Molecule: messenger RNA, 1657 nt
Organism: Bombina bombina (fire-bellied toad)
Lineage: Eukaryota; Metazoa; Chordata; Amphibia; Anura; Bombinatoridae
Product: cytochrome c oxidase assembly factor 5
Exons: 3
Coding region: 113-340 (75 amino acids)
Biological process (GO): mitochondrial respiratory chain complex IV assembly
Cellular component (GO): mitochondrion
Source: RefSeq, a predicted model, not a curated record